AAAGAGAAAGGGAAGUGGGAGUUGUGAAGGAGAGAGAUGGAGUUUGUGGAAGGUAAGAUAGAGGAAGAGAAGGUGUUUGGGGAUGGAUUGGUGUUCCCAAAGACACUGAACCCUCCAAAGGAUGGAAUUGAGGGAGAGAUUAAUUAUGGAGUGAAUGAGUUGGUAGAGAUGGUUAGAGAGAAACAAGAAUGGCUGAGUGAGGUGCUGCAACGACACUCGGCGGUUCUGUUGAGGGGAUUUGGAAUUGGUUCGGCAGAAGAGUUUGGGAAAGUGGUGGAAGCGUUUGGAUGGGAGGAGAUGGAGUACGAUGGGGUUACAACUCGCCUCAAGGUUGCUGAUAGGGUUUACACCGCCAAUGAAGCUCCUCUUCAUAAGCUUAUCAACUUCCAUCACGAGAUGGCUCUGAUCAAGCAAUUCCCUUCCAAGAUAUUUUUCUUCUGUGCUCAACCAUCUCCAGAAGGUGGUGAGACAUCAAUAGUGCCUAGUCACAUUAUCGUGGAAAAGAUGGAGGAAAAAGUGCCAAAAUUCAUGACCAAGUUAUCGAAAAUGGGUUAUGUUACUCGGCGGAGUCUUCCCAAAGAAAUCGACAAUGGUGCCAUCACUAGCAAGACAUGGAAAUGUUUUUUCCAAACGGAAGACAAAGAUGAAGCUAAAAAGAGGGCUCAAGAAAGGCUACCUUGUGGCUCUAUCAAUUUCAACAAGGAUGGGAGUGCUGAACUUAUAUAUGGACCAAUGAAUCCGGUCCGAAGAUUUGGAGAAAGGAAGGUCUGGUUUAAUACAAUCUUAGGUUAUGAGGAUGACUUCAGUUUCACCUUUGGGGAUGGAAGUGCUAUUCCAUCUGAAGCUAUGGACACUUACAGACAAAUCUUGAAUGAGAAUUGUGUGGAUAUCAAGUGGCAAAAGGGAGAUAUCUUGUUAAUUGAUAACCUAUGUACUCAACAUGCUAGGCGUCCUGGGAAACCGCCACGUCUUGUAUUAGUGUCUGUAUGCAAAUAAAGUAGACUUGCAUGAUAAUAU
Molecule: messenger RNA, 1017 nt
Organism: Telopea speciosissima
Lineage: Eukaryota; Viridiplantae; Streptophyta; Magnoliopsida; Proteales; Proteaceae
Product: clavaminate synthase-like protein At3g21360
Exons: 3
Coding region: 37-996 (319 amino acids)
Molecular function (GO): oxidoreductase activity
Source: RefSeq, a predicted model, not a curated record